Sungouiella intermedia is the source of this 1119-nucleotide messenger RNA. Lineage: Eukaryota; Fungi; Ascomycota; Pichiomycetes; Serinales; Metschnikowiaceae. The record is from the annotation of a GenBank genome assembly.
AUGCUGGAGAAGAGAGAGAAACCAAUCAAGACAUCUGCUCUAUGUCAGCUAUGUCAUGGGCGUAAAGCCGUGAUGAAAAGACCCAAGAACCUCCACAAACUCUGCAAAGAAUGCUUCUUCCUAGUGUUCGAGACUGAGAUCCACAAUACCAUCAUCUCAGCGGAGCUCUUCCAUCCAGGAGAGAGAGUAGCCAUAGGAGCUUCGGGUGGAAAGGAUUCCACGGUGUUGGCUUCGAUACUCAAGACCUUGAAUGAAAGGUACAACUACGGCCUAGACUUGGUUCUUCUAUCUAUUGAUGAAGGCAUCAAAGGUUACCGAGAUGACUCACUUGCCACCGUCAAGAGGAAUCAGAAGCAAUAUGAAAUGGACUUAGAGAUUGUGUCGUACAAGGAGUUAUACGACUGGCUGAUGGACGAGAUUGUGUCUUGUGCUGGAAUCAGAAGUAGUUGCACGUACUGUGGAGUCUUGAGAAGACAAGCACUUGAUCGUGGAGCUGCUAGGCUUGGAAUACACCAUGUUGUAACAGGCCACAAUGCAGAUGAUAUGGCAGAAACUGUUCUCAUGAAUUUACUUCGAGGAGACACUGCCAGACUUGAGAAUUCAUGUACUAUUCUUACGCAGAGUUCUGGAUCGCCUAUCAAGAGAUCCAAGCCAUUCAAGUACAUGUACCAAAAAGAGAUUGUACUCUAUGCACAUUAUAAGAAGCUAGACUACUUCAGCACAGAAUGUACGUACGCCCCGGAGGCAUUUCGAGGCACGGCUCGUGAAUUGCUCAAGUCAUUGGGAGCCAUUCGACCAUCUUGCAUUAUGGAUAUCAUCUAUUCAGGUGAACAUUUGGUUUUGGCCAAAAGGAAGAAGAGAACUCCCAAGUACAAAAAUCCUAGAAAGGGCGAGUUGCUCGACAAGAAUAGGGAACAGGAGAUCAAUGGAGACGGUACAGUUUCGCUUGCAAAAAGCGGGAACACAUGUGAGAAGUGUGGGUACAUCACGUCGAAUAAGAUUUGUAAGGCAUGUAUUCUUCUAGCAGGGCUUGAGAUGAAUCGGGCAAAGGUGAGUGUGGAGAGUGGAGGAGAUGGACCGGCGAAGUUAACCAAGACGUUAGAACAGUUGAGCUUUUAA